AUGAUGAAACUGUUACCUUCUACGAUUGAUACGAAAGACUUGCUGAUUAAUGGUGAUAGUGGUGACAACAAUGGCGACAAUAACAACACCAACAACAACGAGGAUUAUGCAUUCUCAUCAAAUCUUUUUAUUCGACCUAAUGGAUAUAAACAUUUUCUACCGGUUAGAUAUCCUAAGAGAACAACUGCUAAAUGGUUCGACAAUAUCCUAAGACAAUUGGAGAAGAAUAAAUUUCUUCAAUGGACUAUUAUUACACUGUCAGACUAUGAUACUUGUAUAGGCUUACAACUGAUUCAAUGGAAUAAUGAUAUCUUAAAAUUAACCUGUCAAAUAGCACCAGUUUUACAGCAGAUUAACUUGUCAAAUCUUAAUUUGACCAACCUACCAUUUGACUUGUUGAGUCAAUUUUCUACACGUUUAUUUUCAUUAAAUUUAAGCUUUAAUCAGUUUGAAAUGAGCAUAUUUAAAGAUUUUAAAUCAGUGUAUUUAUGGAAGAGGAGACAAAAACGCGAUGAUAAUAAAGUUAGACAAGACGACUGUUGGUUACAAACGCUGAAUGAAUUACACUUGGAUCAUAAUGCCCUGGAAGAUGUCAUCACUGAAGAAGCAGUUCAUUAUAUGACUGGUUUGAAAAGGUUAUUUAUUCAAAAUAAUGCUAUAACUAGUCUGAGAGGUUUGCAUAGCCUUAUACACUUGCGUGUAAUCAGAGCUGAUUUUAAUAAAAUCACUAAUAUAAAUGAUAGUGUACUCAGUUUGAAAAAGAUUGAAUAUGCAUAUCUUUCACAUAAUCGUAUCACACAACCAAUAUCUGGUAUUCGUUUAAAAUAUUUAAAUCAUCUUCGAGUUAUUGAUUUAUCUUAUAAUGGUUUAUCUUUUUUACCAGCAGUUAUCUUCAAUCUGCCUUGUUUACAAACAUUGAAAGUUGAUCAUAAUAAUUUGUACAGUCUGCCUACAAUUCGAUCAAAUUCAAGAAUUUCAAAAGAAUUAAUCGAAUCAAUUGAUCUGUCGUAUAAUCAAAUCAAUGCAAUAUCUGAUGGACUGCUUAGAAUAACAAAACACUUGGAUUUGAGUAGAAAUAAGCUGAGAAUAUUUCCUGCCUCACUGCUUAAAAUGAUUGCAAAUAUGACAAAGAUAAGGAAUAAAAAACCCUCAGAAAUUAUUCAACUUGAUUUAAACGACAAUCCUAUAAUAUGGCCACCGUCUAAUAUUGUUGAAGUUGGUAUAAACGCUAUGAUAGAGUACUAUUUAGAAUCAAGAACUGAGAUACAAUCAUAUUAUGGUAUAAAGACAAUGUUUUUAGGCGCUAAAAAUUCUGGUAAAUCCAGUCUAGCUAUGAGUAUACUAGACAGACAAACACAUAUGACAGAGAGCAGAGAAGAGAUGACAUACAGCAUUGAUUCUUACAUGAUACAUUAUGAUGCUGUAGAGCUGACACCGAAAGUAUGCAAAAGUCAGGUAGAUAAUGAAACAACACUCAAGUCACAAACAAUGAACACUCGUCCAACAACUAUCACUUUAUGGGAUUGUUCUGGACACAUGGCUUACACACCAUUGAUAUCAUUUUUCACUUCCUUAUCAACUGUCGUUACAAUUCUAGUCGAUAUUACAAAGUUUGAGUAUAAUUCAUCUGGUACAGACAAUAUAAGCAUUAAAACCUCUGACAGUUACUUCUACAAGUCAAUUGGUAUCUGGCUUGACAUUGUUAUGUACCGAUUAAACUUUCUUAAGGUUAUUCUACUCGCGACUAAAUGUGAUCUUAUAUCAUCUGAAAAAGAAUUAGACCAACGAAUGAAACAUUUAUACAGUCAAACAUCAAAUUAUUUAAAAACACGACAUUUUUGGUUAAAAGAUCAAAUUACCCGGAUAGAAUCAUCGAUUCAAAUAUCACAAGCUACUUCACAAUACUAUGAACACUUAAAUAAUAUUUAUGAAAAUGCCUACAUUUCUAUUUAUCCUAAUGUGAUCCCAAUCAAUUUAACAAAGCUUUCAAAUCCCCCGCUAAUUAAUUUCGAUCAAUUAUGCUAUACACUAUUUGAUUUCGUGAUUAAAACGCCUACGCAUUUACCAGUUUGUUUAACUGCAUUACCACAUAUAUGGUCUGAUAUUGAAAUGUAUUUAGAUGAUAUAAAACAUAAUUAUAAUUCAAAUUUAAACAAGCUCAGCAAUGAGGUGAAUGCAUGCAUUUUGUCUAAAGCAUAUUUUAGCCAGUUACUACAAAAUAAAUUUAAUUUGAAUACAAUAAAUUUAAAACAAUUACUUAUAUAUUUGAAUAAUACAGGGAGAAUAUUAAUUCCUGAUGCUUUUCUAUCAAAAGAAGAAGAGAAAUAUUUGAAUACAACAAUGAAAUCAUUUACUCGACCAUAUCCAAAGGCCUAUGUGAUAAUUGAUUGUGAUUUAUUCCUAGAAUCAGUUAAAUAUUUAAUCCAUCCUAACCUCCUAUCUAUUAUUGAUACAACUCAACACAAUACUAAUAGUAAUAAAACACAGUAUAAAGAUCCUUGUGUACCUGAAACAUUUCAAAAAGAAUUACUUAGACACUUUUAUUCAGCUACACGACAAGGUGCAAUAAAUCGAUUAGCACAAAGUUGUUCAGAGUUAAAUAAAGGUUCAGGGAUUGUAAGCGCUUAUUUAUGGAUUGCAUUAGUGGAAUACAAUCAUUUAUAUGUGACAAAAAAUAAUCUUGAUAUUGGCAAGUCAUAUGUUGAAAUACUAUGGAGAUGGUUGGAGUUGGCCUAUCCAGUACCUGAACCAGAAUUGUUUGCAAAUUUUGACUCUGACUUGACUCGAACUGAUAUAUCACCAGAUGGGAUGAAGUCACCAACAUGGAAAUUCAAGUAUUUUCCGUCUCCUAGAGAGCUGGCUUUAGCCUGUGGGAUUAUAUCAUACAAUGACCAGUCAUCAGAAUUACAUGAAAAUCAGUCAGACACAGAUCAGAGUGACGAUAUGGAUACGCGUCAGUCACCUACAAAUCAACAAAUUCAAGAGAUGAUUUGUUCAGAACGAUUACCAGCUUUAUGCUUUCCAUGCUUAAUUCCCCAGAACUGUACCAAUCCAAUGGAUGAAAUGAGCAUUAAUCUAUGGGAGACAGUUUGUCGAAUUGGACCGAGGCCAGUUAUCUUUGUAUAUCGUUUUUCUUAUGGUAUACCUCAAGAAUUAUUUGAUAAGGCUACAGUACGCUUGAAUUGGCCAGAAUACUUUAAAUUUCGAUAUACAGCACACUGGAAGACUGGUGUCCAAAUGUUCAGCAGUUCGAAUCGUAUAGUAGUCAGAUUUUUAUUAGUAAAUCAAUCGAAUGAAGAUUGUUUAAUCAAGUUUGAAUUUCGUGGACUUCCACGAACAAAUAUUGAGUCAAAUUUAAUUGACAAUAAAAGUCAACAAAAUGAUACUACGCCAAACGCAGAACAAACCGAGAAAGAAGUAAAUUCUAUUCCAGACAGAUCUGGUAUUUCUGAGGUAAUAUCCUCUACAGAUCAUAAAGAUAGGAAACAUUACAAGCGUAAACAAAAAUGUCAUUGGCAUAAUUGGCCUAUUUCAGAAAGUGAUCUCUGGGAACUUAUGUUACCUUUGUUAAAAGAGUUUGAUGGAGUUCUGCUGGCAUAUAAAGGUCUAUGCUACAAACGUGUAAUGGAAUGCCCAAAAUGCAAUGAACUGACAUUUGCAGGUGAAUGGUUAACACCUCAAGAAGCACAAACUGUGAAUUAUCGUAAAUGUCCAGCCUGUGCUCACAGGAUACCAAGUUGUCUUGUUGCUCCACCAGAAAGUGGAUUAGAAUAUAAGCGUAAAUCAAAGUCAAAAAGAAAGAAUAAAAAGCAUCAGAAAUCAAGAAAAUAAUCCAUGCG
Messenger RNA from Trichobilharzia szidati, 3839 nucleotides. NCBI's taxonomy places the organism in Eukaryota, Metazoa, Platyhelminthes, Trematoda, Strigeidida, Schistosomatidae. The record is from the annotation of a GenBank genome assembly.